Molecule: messenger RNA, 591 nt
Organism: Dujonia railenensis
Lineage: Eukaryota; Fungi; Ascomycota; Pichiomycetes; Serinales; Debaryomycetaceae
Source: the annotation of a GenBank genome assembly
AUGGUCGCCUUAAUUCAAAAGCCAGCUCCAUCAUUCAAGAAGACUGCUGUCAUUGACGGUGUUUUCGAAGAAGUCACUUUGGAACAAUACAAGGGUAAGUGGGUUUUACUUGCCUUCAUUCCAUUGGCCUUCACCUUUGUUUGUCCAACUGAAAUUAUUGCUUACUCCGAAGCUGUCAAGAAGUUUGCUGAAAAGGAUGUUGAAGUCUUAUUCGCCUCCACUGACUCUGAAUACUCUCUUUUAGCCUGGACUAAUGUUGCCAGAAAGGACGGUGGUUUGGGUCCAAUCAACAUCCCAUUACUUGCUGACACUAACCACUCUCUUUCCAGAGACUACGGUGUUCUCUUGGAAGAAGAAGGUAUCGCUUUAAGAGGUAUUUUCUUGAUCGAUCCAAAGGGUACUUUGAGACAAAUCACCAUCAACGAUUUACCAGUUGGUAGAUCCGUUGAAGAAAGUUUAAGAUUGGUUGAAGCUUUCCAAUUCACUGAAAAGUACGGUGAAGUUUGUCCAGCUAACUGGCAACCAGGUUCUGAAACUAUUAAGCCAGAAGUUGCAUCCUCCAAGGAAUACUUUGGAAAGGUUAACAAGUAG